CCCCCCCAAAACAACUAUGGCUCCUCAGACAACAAAGGUCUCGUCUCUGUCCAUCCAGAAGCAGUUCUUGAAGAGUUUGCUGGGAGUGUUGAGGAUGCUGCAGAUCAUCUUGGGCGCUGUGGUCUGGGUUAUUAUCGCGGUCAGCAAGUACGAUGGAGUCCUGCACUACGUGGUCUUCGUGGCUGUUUUCUUUUGGCUCACCACUCUGGCCCUCUUUUUCCUCACCUUGCUGGGCAAAAGCGACCUGGUGCCCAUCAUGGGGGGAGAGCGCUGGACCCUGACCAACGCCCUGCACGACUGGCUGGCCGUUCUCCUCUACCUGGUGGCCGCCUGCCUCAUGAGCAACAAAACCAAAGAGAAGAGCUACUGCGACCUGCCCACCUACACCCACCGCUGCGCUUACAAGAUCUACCUGAGUGCCACCGUUUUCGUCUGCCUGUGCACCCUGCUCUAUUUCGUCUCCGCUGUCUAUUGUACCUGCAAGAAAUGCCGUGGCAAUCAGUCGGUCAUCUAGAAGAAUAACCAGGAGACUUUUCCAUUGACUGCAUUUGCUAAUUUGAGUUCUUUUAAAAAAAAAUUGCUACAAUUCCCCCUCCAAAAAUGCAGAGAUGUGGCCAGUUUCUCGCUGUUCCAGGACAUUUGAUUUGGAGCCUUGCUGAAUUUCGGAUUGAGAGAUUGGCACACGCCAAAAGACUGAAAUGGAAAUUUGAUUACUACAUUCCAAGCAUUGGAAGUGACAUUUUUGUUCCUCAAUUGAAGCUGAGCAGACCCAGCAUGGAUCAUUUUCAUAUAAAUCUUAGGUAGAGGAGCACUGCUUGUGUAUGUGUGUGUGUGUGUGAGAGAGAGAGAGACUGAGAGUUUCAGCUGUUGGUCUGUGGAUUAGAUUAUAACCUUAGCCUCCUUUCUGCUCCUCCCUCACUGCCUGUUUGAGGCCCCAAAUCAGCUAUAGCAUUCCACAGAGAUUUCAGGAGCUGAAUUAAUUUCCUCUCAGCAAGCAGCAUUAAGCCACUGUUAGGAAAGGAGUCUUGGUGGCAUGGAAGAGGAGGAGAGAGAGAGAGACAGACACAGACAGGCGGGUCUCCUUCCAUAAUGACUUGUGGGCACCUGAAAUAUUUCUAAUGACAUGAAAUUCUGACAAGCACUUCAUUUUGCAGCAAUAGAAGCCUAAAGUAUCUUUAAUUCUGGGGAGGGCAAUUCUCUAACUAUAAUUGUAAUUGUUGCAGUAUUGAAAGUGCAUGUUAGACAAGAGUUGUUUCCAAGCCUCAAGUCUUUUCUCUACUAGCUGCUCCUUAGUGGGCUAGUCAGCCCUGUUACCUGUCUCCUCUAGCUCUUUGGUAUGUUACAGCUACUGUCUGAGCAGCACAAGUCUAGACAUGUGUUAGCAGUUUGCUAUGAAGCAGUUGAGAUUUUGCUAAGUAUUGCUUUUUUAAUGCAAAUUAUAUAUAUAUAUUUAUACACUCAUUUAAUGCUGUAAAUAGUAGAAGGUUGGAUAUAUUGGGACAAAGAGGUUAGAAAUUGGGCAGGAUUUCACCAGAGGGUGUAAAGAAGUUUUGGAAUAAGAAACUAGGGGGAAACUUGUGAGGUAGAUGGGGUAAUGAGCUCAGCAGGUGAUGAAAUGUUUCUGGGGAGAGCAGGGUUUGAGGAAUAUGGUGGGUGGAUGGGUCUGGGGAUAUUGUAAGAAGGUGAGACUGGCUGGGAGAUGGGGAAAAGGUGAGUAGGUGAGAUUGGGGGAUGGGGAGAAAGUGGGUGGGUGAGGUUGGGAGAUAGGGAGAAGGUGAGAAACACUAAGUUCCUUCUCCCAACCCCUCAUAAAAAAAGAAUAAGCUGUAACUCUUGACUACUCCAUAGACACCAACCCAGCAUUUUUAUAGGUGUCAAUUGUCCCUGAAUGAGCUCCCUUCCCUGUGGGGAUAAGACUAUUAGAUAAUAGUGUUUGCAGAUUUAGUAAGUAAAGUGCAUUGCACCUGUGAGCAGCAGCUCCUGGGAUUUUUCACGUGUCUUGUAUCAAAUACAAUCACUUACCCCGAAAUACAAUCACAUUUUUCAUAAAAGAACUACAAAUACAAGUACAGAUAGUAGAACAGAUACCCGCGAGAGAGGUACACGCUGGAAACUAAUUGAGGGUUUCAGGUGGUUUAUACAUAGAAUAACAGAUACCUGUGAGUGAUUUACAGAUUGGAAUCUAAUCGAGAGGUCCGGGGGAUUAUAUAUAGAAUACCAGAUCCCCGGGAGUGAGCUACAGGCUGGAAUAUAAUUGAGGGAUUCAGGGGGGGUUUAUAUAUAGAAUGACAGAUACCCAGGAGUGAGUUACAGACUGGAAUCUAAUCGAGGGGUUCGGGUGGUUUAUAUAUCGAAUAACAGAUACCUGGGAGUAAGUUACAGACUGGACUGUAAUCUAAGGGUUGAGUAGAUUUAUAUAUCGAUCAAUGGACAUCUGAGAGUGAGCUACCGACUGGAAUCUAAUCAAAGCAUCUGGGUUCUCAAUCUAUUAUUGAGAAACCUAAUUUUAUUGAUAGGUUGAGAUUGAAAAUAUCUUUAUAAUCAGCUACUGCUACCAGAAUUUGAUCUGUAAGGACAAAUUCCUCGUAAAAAUCUUUCUUUAUAUCAAGCCCCUGUCUCUUCCUGUACCAAGUAUUGGAUGCAGCCCUGUUGCUUACAAGCAUUACAGUGUGUCAUUGCAUUUAUUUAGCACAUUGGGAGCAAUAGUAAAAGCCACACUUAAAUCCAAACGCUGUAAUUCCACGAGGCACCCUUCUCAUCUCAUCUUCCUGAUUCAUUGCCUCAAAUUGAUACUUACCACUGCCACUCUCCAGUCACCUGUAUUAUGAUUCGUUACUUUGAAGUUCUGCCAGUAGUAUUGUCUUGGAGAUUCGUGUUCAACUCCAGGUCAAUACUGGAAACUACUACGUAACCGAUCAGGAGUCUAAAAGAAUUUAGGAUGUCCUUGUAGUAUUUUGGGGAAUGUUUGCAAUGCAUCUUCCAUGUAUUAUAUCUUGUGCUCUACAUUCAUUACCUGAUGCCCGUAGAUUAGGCUUUAACUGUAUUCUUGGACAUCAUGUACACACUGUAUCAAGAAUACUAUUGUCAGUGUUGUUGUAUUUAUUGUAUUGACCUAUAAAGGAUUCUUAACAAUGAGUGUUUGUUUUAUGUUGUAAUCUGCUCAAAAAUUAACUUCACAUAAACCAAAGAAAUUUGAGUAAAGUAAACAGACUUUCUCGUU
This is a messenger RNA of Carcharodon carcharias (great white shark), 3220 nucleotides long. RefSeq names its product MARVEL domain containing 1 (gene marveld1). The transcript has a single exon. Gene Ontology annotation, biological process: myelination. The coding region runs from base 17 to 514 and encodes 165 amino acids. Gene Ontology annotation, cellular component: membrane. The record is from RefSeq and is a predicted model, not a curated record. NCBI's taxonomy places the organism in Eukaryota, Metazoa, Chordata, Chondrichthyes, Lamniformes, Lamnidae. Gene Ontology annotation, molecular function: structural constituent of myelin sheath.